Messenger RNA from Pollicipes pollicipes, 4379 nucleotides. Its product is annotated as KICSTOR complex protein SZT2. Gene Ontology annotation, cellular component: peroxisome. The record is from RefSeq and is a predicted model, not a curated record. The transcript is spliced from 32 exons. NCBI's taxonomy places the organism in Eukaryota, Metazoa, Arthropoda, Thecostraca, Pollicipedomorpha, Pollicipedidae. The coding region runs from base 357 to 4379 and encodes 1340 amino acids.
AGGGCGCCGGGGACGUGGCGGCGGCCGACUCGCGCCGCUGUCGCUCGGCCGCCGAGGUUGACUCCACCGCCGUCCAGCCGCCCCGCCCGGCCAGCGACAGCUCCAGCAAGCUCGACGAUAACAUCCACCUGACCGAGGAGGGGUACGAGGGCGACGGUGACAACAACUCUGACUCGGAGCACGAGCCGGCCGAGCGUAUCCUGCUGCCGGCCUUCUGGCUCAUCCUGUACGUCUCGGAGGAGGCCGUCGACACGUUCUUCCACUGCAGGUACCGACGUGAGGAUGUCUGUGACAACAAAGCAAUUCACGACCAGGUCAUUGCCAAGAUCAACCAGAUAUGCAAGGUGGUGAACCAGAUGCUGCUGCUGCAGGAGCUGGAGAGCUCCCGCUUCUGCGACAACCUGCUAGAGCCGGAAUCGAGCGCCGACCUGUGGCAGGCGGAUGAGCUGCAUGGCCUGUCGGCCAGCUACAGCCGUCCGGGGGCCCACUCGCCGGAUGACCUCAACCGCCACUACCUGGAGGCCAACCUGAAGUUCCAGGCGGGCCACUUCGCCUGUCCGGUCACGUGGUGCGCCCAGUUCGCUCUGCACCCGCGCCUGCGCGGUCCGGCGCACGCGGCCGCGCCUGGGCUCGCCUACCUACGCCAGGCGCUCGAGACGUUUGCCGUCACCAACCGGCGCAACAUGUUCGUCUUCAAGGACCCCAAGCUGGAGCAGGUGUUCUACCUCAGACUGCAGGAGUGCUGUGCAGCCAGUGCUCGCGCCUCUGGUGACAGUGCGUCGGCCCUGUCCCUGGACGAGCGUCUCUCGCUGCAGCCUGGCAGACCCAGCAUCACCAGUCUCAAAGACGAGCCGGCCCGGGGCCGCUGCACCUCCGUGGGCGAGCGGGAGACCAGCUCGCGAGCAGAGUCCGGCGAGGGCAUCAUGCUGAUGGUGCACGGCAUCACCGAGCCAGGCCCCAGCAUUAAGGAGGAUCUGGUGGAGCUGCUGUACAACCGGCUGGACGAGCGGCUUCUGGAGCUGUUCUCCAAGGCGCUGCUGCGAAACCCGCAGACCAAGCUGGCACCCGAGGACGUGCACUUCAUCCAGCGGCCGGGGGCGCCGCCCGACCACAGCCUCAAGUUCACCCUGCCGCCGUCGGCCGUGCCGCACCUCGACUCGGUGGUCGGCUACCUGCGCAACAACCUGCUGCAGCUGCUGCACCAGCCCAAGUACACCGACAGCCGUGAGGAGAACCACUUCCGGGACUGGGGCAGCAGCGGGGACUCGGACAUGUUCCUAUACCUGCCGUCGGAGAAGCACGGCGGCCGCGGCAUGGCCUGCGUCUCCCUGUCGACGGUGCGGCCGUCGGCGCCGCCACCGCCGCCGCCGCUGCCCCUGCUGGAGGCCGCCGCAAUAGAGUGGACGCCCGCUCAGUUCGAGGCGCUGACCAGCACCAAGCUGUACGACCCACAACGGGACGGUCCGGACGCCGUGCUGCUCCAGUUCAACAUCUGGGAGAAGGGCCGUGCCAACCUGGCCUGGCUCGAGCCGCGCCUGCCCUCGGCCAUCCGGUACGCGCUCUGGGACCGCUGCAUGGUCUGCCACGUGCUGCCGCACGCGCCGCUGGAGGGCGCCGGCGGCCGCGAUCUGGCGGCCGCACUGCGAGCGGGCCGCGCGCCGGACGAGGCGGCCGGCUCCAGCCUGGCCCGCUUCCUGGACAGACGCAUCUCGUCACCGGUGACCCAGCUUCAGCAGGAGCGUCGGCGCAGCGUCGCCAGCUCUGCUCCCCUGGACGGCUCGCCGCUGUCGCUGGACGCGCCGUUGGGCUCGGGCCAGUCCACCCCGCGCACCGCGGGGGAGGCCACGCCACUGCGCUCCAUGUACGGUGACGACCUGCGCCGGUGGCUGGAGUUCGGAAGCGAUCUGAGCGUGCCCAACCUGCGGCGCCACGCAGUCCAGCUGAGCAACAGGUACACGGUGGGCGCGUUCCUGUCGGGCCUGAUGCGGGUGGUGCAGGAGGAGUGCCCUUCGCUAAGCUGCCACCUGUGCCGCGCCACCGAGGCCGGCCCGCACGUGCUCUGCGACGUGGCAGAGGUGGACGGCGACAACUGCGACGGACUGAUCCUGGUCGGCCACGGAUACAGAGACGACUACGCGCGCGCUGUGGCGCACCGUCUGAGCUUCAGCGGCCAGCUGCAGGGCUCGGGCUCUACCGAGGGCGGCGCGGCGCAGUGUUCGUCUGUGCCGCCGUCGCCCGGUCCGGCCAGCGCCGGCCUGGUGUUCCGCUCGCCCGGGGAGACGGCUGGCUCGGCCGGCCCACCGCCGCCCCGACAGAAGCUGGCCUGGGCGCGCGUCCAUGACAAACAGGUGGAGCUGUACACCUACAACUGGCCCAAGGAGAAGUGGGAGCACCUGCACCACAAGAGCUCGGACCUCUGUCAGUGGACCAACGCGCGCUGCUCCCUGCUGCACUCAAUCGUUGCGCAGAAGCUGGGCCUGUUUCAUCACCAGCCGUUCACCAGGCGUCACGACCAGUCCACCGACCAGGGGACCAACAUCUACCAGAACCAGAUGUCGCACAUCGUGCAGCUGAUCCGGCAGGCGGCGCCACCGUCGCAGCCGGCGGGGCCGCAUCGGCCCGGCGGCGGUCGGACCAGGCUCUUCACCGAGACGCUGCGGGACUGCAAGCCGGGCCCGCUGCCGCCGCCCGGCCCGGCCGCCGACGCCGUGUGCCGCCACGGCCAGCAGCUGACCGAGGUGUACCGCGUCAACAGGAAGGGAGACGAACAGAAGAAGUUGUACCACCAGUGCCAGACGCUGGAGUCGCUCGACAAGGACUCGACCAUGGAGAGUUUCGUGCGUCUUCUGAAGGGCUCCGGCCGUCUGCUGCACUUCUGCUUCACGCCGCUACUGCUGCUGCCGUCCUGGCACGUCGCGGCCGACGAGCGCUGGCACGAGACCCUCUGCACGCUGCUGCUCGGCGAGUACCUGCAGUACCUGCAGAAGAUGGGCUUCCUGCCGCUGCAGUACGGCCUGAAGGGGCCGCGCCGGCCGGAGGCGGCCGAGCCGGCCGUCGUCGCAUACCUGUACAGGGUGAUCCUGGGCGGCGGCGGCUACCUGCUCUUCCAGAUCGGCGUCGAGGAGCCCUUCUUCUACGUCAAGCUGUACGCGCUGGAGGGGCUGCGCGUGCGGCUGCGCGGCCGCGCGGCGCCCAUCAACCCACAGAUGGUGCAGAGCUACCUGGCCGAGUGUGACGACAUCCGGGCGCACACCCACCUGCACUCGUACAUGCACGACUACCACCUCCGCAUGAUGCAGCAGUACGUCGGCGGGCGGCCGCUGCUACUCCGCCAGGGCCUGCACAUCAUCUCCUUCCUGGAGGACUUCUACAACUACUACCCCAAGGGGCCGACGCACGCGCGCAACUUCAUGGCCACAGGCUCGGUCACGUUCGAGGAGCAGACCUCCACCACACCGGACCAGCUGUACAACUACCUGCUGACGCACGAGAAGCGCUACAAGAUGCGCGUGCUGCGGAUGAUCCCGCUGUUCGAGGACAGCGGCGAGGAGACGACCGAGGACGAGUACGUGCUGGUGCAACUGAACCAGCGCGAGGUGCGGCGGGCCGAGCCGGCGCAGCAGCCGGUGGUGUACGACCUGGCGCUGGUCGUCUCCCGCGACUUGGCCGACCCGGCCGCCGACACCCGGCUCCGGCUCAAGUUCUACGUGCUCAUGACCAGCAGGGACAUCUAUCCCAAGGUGUUCAUCGAGAGGAAGUUCGAGAACUACCGGCGCGUGGAUACGGCACCCGGCGUCCUGGCCGACCCGCCGACGGCCCCCUCCUCCGGCUCGGUGGUAGUCCGCGAUCGCCGCUCGCAGAGGUCCGAGACGAGUGGCACUAGCAGCGAAGACGCCACCGGCACCAGCAGCUCCGGCAGCGGCUUCUUCAGCUCGUACAGCACUCUCAGGCCCGAGUCGGUGCACUACCUGGGCUACUUUUCGUCGCACGAGCAGUACAUGCAGGUGGUGCUGGCCGACGAGGUGGAGCGGGUGCGCCGGCGGAUCCUGGAGGUGGUGGGCCGGGCCAAGGUCCACUGCAGCCAGGCGGACGCGUUCACCAGACGAGACUCACUCUGGCAGCGGCUCAGGGAGGAGGACGAACGGACCCGCGGCUCGUCGGCAGGCGGGCUGAGCUGUGCCGAGAUGACGGAGCUGCUGACGCUGGUCUGCUGCCAGCCGCUAGAGGACAUCGACCCCAGGCUGAGCCCGCUGGUGCAGCAGCCGCUCAGCUGGUACUCGGGUCUCAUCCGCACGCUCACGCACAAGUACUCGGACUCGCAUCGCUGGCGUAUGAUCUUGGCUGCUGUCUCAGCUCCGGCGCUCUCCAAGCCCGCCUAG